UUCUAUCCUUGCCGGCCACCGUAGGGGGAGGUUUGGAACCCAAGAUGGCAGCAGGACGUUCCAUAGACCGGUGACCCUGGCAGGGCGCCUCUAGUUCUGCCAUGGCCAACAGUUCACCUCAGGUGCCUUCAGGGCAAAGGCAGAGGGUGGCCAAGUCCCAGCGCAAGCGGCCACAGAGCGUGGUGGCCUGGCAGAGCAAGGCCGAAUGGGACCAAGUGAUGGUGGGGCUUUACUGCGGAGACUGCCAGAUGCAGCAAGCGGCGCUGGACCGAGUGUCUGUUUGGAAAAGCAGAUAUGGACACAGGAUGCCAUUGGCUGUGGAAUCCACUGCAGAUCUGGUUCGGUGUAAACUUCUAGAUGCCUCUGGCAAUUUGAAGUCCCAUGAACUUGUCCUCACAUAUGGCCUUGCUCUUGUCAGGUUUUUAAAUCUCAUCACAGAGCGAAAGCAGAAAAAAUUCACCACGUCCUUAAGAUGGCUGGCGAAAGAGCUGGACAUCCCAGUCUGGAUUGUGGACCUUCGUCACGAACUGACCCACGGCAAACUUCCCCCUUUGGUUACUUGUCAGAAAGGCUGCGAUGUCGUCCUGGAGUGGCUCCGCCGGACGUACUGGAGCCGACAGCUGGGCAACAACAUGGCUGGGGGAUGCGAGGAGGAAGAAGAGGGCGAAGAAGAGUCGUCGGCAACAGAGAGCGGAACAGACAGCAGCCGAGAGGAGCCUGAGAAAUCCCAGUCACCAGGUUUAUGGAAAAACCAAGAGCUCCAUGAGAAAGUCAUAGAUGUUUUGAUGUCUUACAAGAACCAGCAAUAUAAGAUCCUACAUGAGUUGGAGACCAUUGAAGAGGCCUGUGAAGUGUGGUGUAGCUCCUCCUCAGAGGUGGAGUGGGUUGUAGCCCAAAUGAACGACUUCCUGCAAGAGAAUAGGGAGGUUGUGGCUGGAGCUUUGCUGGACGACGGCUUCCUCAUCCCAACCUUAGAAGACCUGCAGAUCUUGGAUAUCAGCUCUCAAGCAACCAAAGAGUGGGAUUUCAAAAUCCCUUGGCGGUUUUUCUCCUUCUGGCUUCUCCUGCUGAAGGGCCUGCAUUGCAAGGACUUCACGCAGACGCUGCUGGAAAAGAUGUUUGCAGAGCUGAAGAGGCACGGACGGGACCCGGACCUUCGCUCGCGAUACCUCACCCGCUGGAUCUCCAAAAUCCUGAAAACCAACAUGCAAACCAAGAAGAAACGGAACAAGCACUCUUUGGCGCUCUUUCGCCGGCCCGUUCCAUUGCAAUGGCUGAAGCUCCUGGAAGGCUGCCUUGAGGCGCCCUGCUGGGCCAGCCCCCACCUCCUCCACCUGAUCCUGUCCAGCAUGGAUCCCCCUUUGCCUCCAGACUCCCAGGAGAAGCUCCUCUACCUGACUUCCAUCUACACCCAAGAAGAAGCCGCCCGGCCCAGCCCUGGCUCCGCUGUGGACCUUCAGAAGCAGCCUAUUUACACAAUGGAGAGUUUGCAGUUCAAGCUGAAGCACGGCGGGAAUGGCAGAAGGGCCGGGAGGCAAGCGAUGGGCCUGCAGAGUGUUGAAGAAGAAGAAGGGAUGGAGGAGGAGGAAGAAGCGGAGGAAGAAGGCGGGGAAAAUGAGGAGGAGGAGAUGGACGCCCAGGUAGCACCUCCGCAAGAGCCUUACUUCACGGAGAAUGCAGCAACUUUAGCUGAGAAAAGGAUGGCCUUACAGGGAUCGGCCUGGCAGCUUAACACAGAUGGGGUGAAAUGGAGGAACUUCCCUCUGGGCCGGCUGCCUGGCCAAAGUGAUGACCCCGACACCCUCUUGGUGGACAACUACACUUUGAUCACAGGACCGGACCAGCUAGUGAAACAGGACAAGAACAGCUCUUCUGGCGUGACGUCUUCUGAAUGGGGAGGAGCCUCGGCAGCGGAAGGACUCCUGUGGACUCAGAGUCAGCUCCAUAAGUUGAAAAGUGGCCUCCAGCUCUACUAAGAAGGGAGGCUUUGCUUCAAUAUCCACAGAAGUACACCAGGUGUGUAAAGUUGCUCCCUGCUGCAAGGGAAAGAGAAAAGAUACCUAUGUCUCCUUAAGAAUAUUCCAAAAACAGUUCCUAGUUCAUUCAUUACACUGAAGUGUUGUUUACCUGUAAAUGACAGCAAGAUAUUGCCCAUAAAGUGACCAUGUUAAGUGUUUCUGAUCUGUAACUCUUCCCCACUUUUAAAACUGGUUCUUUAUAUUAAUAAAAUAUCAUCGGUUGUUAA
Molecule: messenger RNA, 2245 nt
Organism: Anolis sagrei ordinatus
Lineage: Eukaryota; Metazoa; Chordata; Lepidosauria; Squamata; Anolidae
Gene: LAS1L
Product: LAS1 like ribosome biogenesis factor
Biological process (GO): maturation of 5.8S rRNA; maturation of LSU-rRNA
Cellular component (GO): preribosome, large subunit precursor; Las1 complex
Molecular function (GO): endonuclease activity
Source: RefSeq, a predicted model, not a curated record